This is a messenger RNA of Pieris rapae (cabbage white), 3351 nucleotides long. Its product is annotated as zinc finger protein 2. The record is from RefSeq and is a predicted model, not a curated record. The coding region runs from base 279 to 2816 and encodes 845 amino acids. NCBI's taxonomy places the organism in Eukaryota, Metazoa, Arthropoda, Insecta, Lepidoptera, Pieridae. The transcript has 15 exons. Gene Ontology annotation, cellular component: nucleus.
AGGACUGAAGUGCAUAAUGCACACUUUAUAGUUUAUGCUUUUUUAACAUCAUCUAAAUUUAUCUAAUGUUCAGAUCAUUUAUAUUUUAUAUUAAUUUAAUGAGUUCUUCGGUACUACAUAACGACCAAUACUAAAUAUUAUGUUUUAAACCAUUUUCUUAUGGCUUGUGCAUUGUAUAGCAUUAGCUGUCAAAUGUUUAUAUCAAAAUUAUAAAUUAAUGCUUCUAAGUUUUAACUCAUAAUAUGUGAAAAUAUAACAAUGAAAACCAUCUGUUAAAUAUGAGAACUGUAGAAUCGCAUUUAUUGGGUGAUAAAAUCGAUGAGGCUGUUACCCAUUAUAUAAAUACACAUCAGUCGGCCGAGACAGUCCAUGUAGAUCCCAAUUUAUCAUUAAACAUUCAAGAUGAUGGAGGUGGUAGAGUGGUUACAGUUAUGCACCCACAAGGCUAUCAACAGCAGGUUUGCAGACAGAUAUCGGUGGGUGAGCAGAUUGGAGAUGGACCUUGGGCUGAAGAAUUAUGGGAUGGCAGGCUUGCUGCACUUGUGGCACAUUUGGCCCAACCUAGUCGCACUUCUCAUCACCAGGGACAAAACCCUCAUAAGCCUUCAACAGUAGUACGAAGUGAUAUGGAUACUUCUGUCAUUCUGGAUGGUUCCAUGAGGCUUUUUAAUGGACAGUCUUUGGAGCACCAUCAGGAGCAGUUAACGGUACAAGUGUCAGACCUACCGCUACCUCCACUUCAGGAUAUGAAAAGGUGCCCUGACACUGGUUGGUUUAAUAAGAAGGAUACAGUAAAGGGUGAUAGUGAAAUUUUAGAAGAUAGUCGGAUACUGGAAAUGGCAUGUGGUUCACCGGCACAAAGUAAGCAGAACAAGAAAAGCUUGCCACAUAAAAAACGGAUCUCGAGGAAGUUAAAGAGGAAUACUGGCAAUACAACACCGAGUCAGCAGGACAUUGUAGUGAUCCAGUGCAGUGAGGAGGUUCAGCCGGAGCAGGAGGAGAUUCUGCCCGACAGUUUUGUGGAUUCUUUGCCUCGACACCAUGACGAAGACCAGUUGCCGGUUCACACACAUGUUCCUCAGAUCCGUGCAGUGCUAGUCUGUCAGCUCUGUGGUCAAUUCUUUGGGGAAGAGCAGCUGAAGUUCUACCACCACCUGCGGCAUCACUACGAACCGCCUGCCGCCCUCACUAUCGACAACCCUGUGUCUGACAUCGCAAUUGAUAAGAUUACAAACACCUGUAUAGUAGACAAUGGAGCCACACUCCCCGAUUCGAUAGUAGAAUUGUCUCUAGAAAAUACGGUGCCGAAGACAAUGUACCAGCCCAUAGACAAGCACAUACUCUACGAGAAGCCGCUCUAUAAAUACUCUAUGGUCAUGGAGAAAUCUGUGGAAGGUGAAUUGGACGAUUCUUUGGACAAACUCGAGUUCUAUUGUUGUGUUAAGUGCAAUAAAUCGUUUCGAAAGCAAAAACAAUUUGAGUCCCAUUUACGAGAGAUGCAUACUUUGACAAAGUUAGAAGAUAUGGGCGAGUUCAGUGAGCCUGAAGAUCUGAUGGAAGGCAUCCACGUGGCGGUGGACGAGGAGCAGGAGCCGGAGCCUGCCAACGGGCAGACGCCCGAACAGGAUGCCCACGACCAGUACGACACGGUGUUGCCACAUUUAACUGUCGACAAUGGCCAUGUGCAUCAGGAGCAUAUCCGGCAUUGGUAUUCGCGUAGCGGCGGCGAGAGCCCCGAAGUAGGCUCGAUAUGCGCGUGCGGCGGCACCGGCUGUUGCCCCAUGUGUGCGCCGCCUUACACUCAGCAGAGGCAUCAGAUUGUGUCGAGAGAGCUACAAAAUUUGCUGGAGACAAACAUACCGACGAACCCCGCUCAGGAAAAUCAAAAGGAAAACGAGAAGUCGCCCAAAAAGGGCAAAAAGAAAUCCAAUAGGAAAUUCGAGUGCGUCCAGUGUGGACGGGUGUUUGAACACCGUAACAGCAUGCUCUACCAUCUCCUCAUGCACCAGGGCAAGAAGCACCCUUGCACUGUUUGUGGGAAACGGUUUUUCACCACUGGCUCGCUUAAGGUUCACAAGCGAACUCACGACGGCGUUAAGCCGUGGAAGUGCGAAGAGUGCGGACAACGCUUCCGACGAUCGGGAGACCUCAAGUACCACAAGGACUCCAAACAUUCCACUGAGAAACGCUUCAAAUGCGAAUUCUGCGUGAAGGAGUUCUCUCGACGGUACUCGUUGAGCGUCCACCGGCGCAUACACACGGGCGAACGGAACUACCCUUGCGACAUUUGCCACAAGAGCUUCCGCGCCGCCUCCUACAAGCAGAUUCACAUGCGGACACACACGGGUGUGAAGCCGUACCAAUGCGAGCAUUGCAACAAAUGCUUCCGCGUGCCCUACGACUUGCGCCGGCACGUCCGAGUCGUACACGAAAAGAUAAAAAAGGAAGACGAUUCCAAAAAAAAGGAUAAAAAUAAAAAAGAAGAGAAACCAAAGGCGAAGGAGAACAAGAAGAAAACUGUCAAACCGCCCAACGUCACGAUUCAGAAAUCCGCGAAGCUAACGGAGCUCGGCUUGAGUCAGUGCAAGGACUUUUACUACGCGGACCAGGAUAUUAAGCAGGAGAUGAAGUUUAGGAACGAAAUGGGGGACGAGUUUCGGGAUAACACCGAUGGGAAAAUGCCCAUUUUCUCCAACGUCGAGAAGUCGAGUGUGGUCUUAAACGAACUCAGGAGCUUGGAAACGAGUCGAAGAGAUGUGAAUGGAGAUAUUGAAAUGUUCGAUAAACUUGCCCUCUACAACAUGCCAGCGGUUUGACUCCACAAUUCCUAUUCGAGUUAAACUAGCAAAUUUAUUAAGAUUUUAACCUAAAGUAGCAUUAUAUUUAACCUCAUGAAACAUGUCUCCAUACUGAUACAAUAUGUUUACACUCGCAGGCCCGUCUAAUAUUUCUUCUCGAAACACUAUCUCGUCUUGAUGAUUGUCAAAUAUUGUAAACAGGUCUCGAUUAACGUUCUAGAAUACGGACCGUAAAGUGUAAAUAAGGGAAAAUGCUGAUCUAGCAUUCUAAAAUGUUUGUCAGUCACUUGUCGUUUAGCAUUCUACAAGUUGACCUGACGCGUUAAAUAAUAGGGGCCUAAAAUGGCAUCCCUAUAUUAUAUAUAUUGCUAAAAAUAUGUAUAUUGGUAACUUCAGUGUUGCCAUGUGAUAUUUUAAAUAUGGCAACAGUUUUAACACAGAAAUUAUGAAUAAUUAAUUAUAUGUUAUUUGUAUAUACCGCUUUAAUAUAAGAACGGGCAAAUUGUUAUCCCUGAAGUGGGUAAUGCGACUGAUAUUAAACUAUUUCAUAAUA